Messenger RNA from Serpula lacrymans var. lacrymans S7.9, 1119 nucleotides. RefSeq lists its product as uncharacterized. The coding region runs from base 1 to 1119 and encodes 372 amino acids. The transcript has 6 exons. The record is from RefSeq and is a predicted model, not a curated record. NCBI's taxonomy places the organism in Eukaryota, Fungi, Basidiomycota, Agaricomycetes, Boletales, Serpulaceae.
AUGGUUCUUUCUCGAGCUACGAGCAAAAACUCUCUGAAUAAUCAUGAAGUCAUCGAGAUUUCCGACUCAGAAUCAGAACGCAAUCAUGACACGAAAGCACAAAAAAUGAAGAAAUUUCUCAAUCGUAGAACAGCCGAAAUGCGAAAACGGGAAGAACAGUUGGUUCAACAGGUAGAAAAAUAUCAGAAAGAGAAUGAAAAUAUGUUGGCAGAAUGUGCUUCGUAUAAAACCGAAAUUGUGAAGCUGCGAGAGGCGUUGAAGCUAGCUACAGGUGGCAAUAAGAAGAAUUUCGUCAAAACUGAAUCCCAAAUAAGUAUUGAAGUUGACCUCGGACCGGCUAUAAAAGCUGAGAAGAAAGAGGAAGAAGACUCGAAAGUUAAAAUUGACUCAUUGGUAGGACUUUUGGUGGUACGCCCUCUCUAUCACCAGAAUUUCUGGAUGCCAAACGCUGAAUCAACUCCAACAGUUUCCAACGUCCCUGGUCGCGACACAUCGAUUCAUCAAGUUCCACCCAGUCCUCAGGCAUUUCUGGAUAAUUCUUACAGCGAAGACUAUCAAGAACGUGUCAAAAUGCCUGUCACAUCCGAGGAUGAAUCCAGCAUUGUAGAGCACGAGUCUGGCACGCCCCAUGUUCCGAGAGUAAAGCGUGAGCCGACACCAGACGACGGCCAAAAAAACCUUGUUCCAGUGGUUGUCAAAUCAGAGGACCACUCUGAUGAAUCCAAGCACGUCGAAGAAGGUUUCCACGCCGGGUUUUCCAGGAAACUGGCUAUAUCACUGAAUAGGCCCUUGGUGGAGGGCAUCAAGAAUGUUUUCAUCACUGGCAAAAACGUGAUCCGACAAAAAUUUCCAUAUGUUACCUUCAAACGGUCGUGGAAUUCGCAGUUUCCAUUUACGCCAGGCGCUCAUGGUGUCGUUUUUAAGACAUUCGAGAAAUAUGGUGAUGAUGUUCCAGUACGCGAACCCAUCGAUUUCAUCGUUGCGGAGAAGGCAAAUCACUGGCAAUAUUGCGGCACCUAUGAUAUUAAAAGUACGGGAGGGAUAAAUCCGUCUCAUCUUGGCAUGUUUCCCCCCGGUCUUUUGACCACCUGGGUCAAAGGACUGAGGAGGUCGCAGUGA